Messenger RNA from Geosmithia morbida, 699 nucleotides. RefSeq names its product large subunit ribosomal protein L47. Gene Ontology annotation, cellular component: mitochondrial large ribosomal subunit; mitochondrial ribosome. Gene Ontology annotation, molecular function: structural constituent of ribosome. The record is from RefSeq and is a predicted model, not a curated record. The annotation marks the transcript as partial. Gene Ontology annotation, biological process: mitochondrial translation. Lineage: Eukaryota; Fungi; Ascomycota; Sordariomycetes; Hypocreales; Bionectriaceae. The transcript is spliced from 2 exons.
AUGGCGAGCCCCGUUGCCAUGCGGCCGCUAUGCGGUCGCAUAGUCACGUCCUCGUCGACAUCAAUGUCCGUGCGUCGGACAGGCGGCGCCGCGGCCGUUGCCUACUUCUCAACCACGUCGCCUCUGUGCAAGCGCAAGCGCAAGGUCAAGCCGCCCAACCGCGACAUGAACCCCAACCGGGGCGUCAGCAGCAUCUACCGCUCCGGAGUCCGCGAACACAUCUCCAUGUCGGGCAUGCCCCUGCCCCGCCCGCGCGACUUCAAGCCCCAGAUCAAGGUGGAUGAGGGCCACGGCCUCUGGGGCUUCUUCCCCAAGCCCGGCGAGCUGCUCUACACGCCCGAGGAGGCCGAGAAGCACGGCCGCGCAUGGAGCGUGGAGGAGCUGCGCAAGAAGUCGUGGGAGGACCUGCAUGCCCUCUGGUGGACUUGCUGUCGUGAACGCAACAUGAUCUCCACGUCUCUGGCCGAGCUGGAGAGGAGCGAGCUCGGCUUUGGAAAGAGGGAGUUUGAGGUUCGAGACGAUGAGGAUGCCAUCGACGUUGCUCGCAACGACCCCGAGAUCAACUUCGAGGGUGGUGAAGGAGAGACAUACAUCCCUUCGGCGUACGAGGACGAGAUCGAGGCUAUAGAGAGCUCAGAUGAGGCUGCUUCCCAGAAGGAGGUUUCCGAAGCAGGAAACGCCAAGCCUGAGAAGCAGAUC